GGUAUACCUGGAGAUGGGAGAUGCAUGUUUCGUUCUGUUGCUCAUGGAGCUUGUUUAAGAUCAGGAAAGGUUCCCCCUGAUGAAAAACUUCAAAGGCAAUUAGCGGAUGAAUUGAGAGAAAAAGUGGUAGAUGAAUUUAUCAGGAGACGUGAAGAGACUGAAUGGUUCAUUGAAGGUGAUUUUGACAAAUAUGUUGCUCAAAUGAGGAAGUCUCAUGUAUGGGGAGGUGAACCUGAAUUGUUAAUGGCUUCUCACGUUCUCCGGAUGCCUAUCACAGUGUACAUGUAUGACCAAAAGCAUCGUGGCC
Cuscuta epithymum is the source of this 307-nucleotide messenger RNA. The record is from the annotation of a GenBank genome assembly. Lineage: Eukaryota; Viridiplantae; Streptophyta; Magnoliopsida; Solanales; Convolvulaceae.